AGCAUGAGGGCUGUGCUGGUGACCCUGCUGGCUCUGGCCGCGGUGCCCAGGGCCCCGGCCGUGUGGCUGGGGAAGCUGGACCCUGGGCAGCUCCUGGGGUCCUGGUACGUGGUUGCCGUGGCGUCCGGGGAGAAGGGCUUCGCGGUGGAGAAGGCCACAAAGAACAUGGAGGGCGUCGUGGUGACGCUCACGCCCAAAAACAACCUGAAGGUGCUGGCCUCCCGCCACCGGCUGGAGAGGUGUGAGCUGAGUGCUGUGGAGCUGCUGAGACAGAACUCUGCCUGGGUAUUCGAGAAUCCCUCGCUGGGCGUGCUGGAGUACCGCGUGCUGGGCACCAACUUCAGGGACUAUGCCAUCGUGUUCACGCAGCUGGAGCAGCAGGACGAGGCCUUCAACACGCUGGAGCUGUACAGUCGCACACACCGGGCCAGCCGGGAGGCCCUGAGCCUCUUCACCAGGUGGAGCCGGGGCCUGGGCUUCCUCUCGCAGCAGCAGGCCCGGCUGCACCCCGACCUCACCUGUGCGCACAAGGCCUUCCAGGGGGCUGUGCAGCUCUGA
Molecule: messenger RNA, 558 nt
Organism: Eptesicus fuscus (big brown bat)
Lineage: Eukaryota; Metazoa; Chordata; Mammalia; Chiroptera; Vespertilionidae
Gene: LCN6
Product: lipocalin 6
Exons: 7
Coding region: 4-558 (184 amino acids)
Molecular function (GO): small molecule binding
Source: RefSeq, a predicted model, not a curated record